This is a messenger RNA of Paramisgurnus dabryanus, 3847 nucleotides long. RefSeq names its product solute carrier family 38 member 5a (gene slc38a5a). Gene Ontology annotation, cellular component: plasma membrane. Gene Ontology annotation, molecular function: L-glutamine transmembrane transporter activity; glycine transmembrane transporter activity. Gene Ontology annotation, biological process: glycine transport; L-glutamine transport; L-histidine transmembrane transport. NCBI's taxonomy places the organism in Eukaryota, Metazoa, Chordata, Actinopteri, Cypriniformes, Cobitidae. The record is from RefSeq and is a predicted model, not a curated record.
GGGUGGGACAUACUGGAAGUCCCGCUCUUUUAGUAGUGAUAGUGACUUCCUUCUACACACAGCCACGUUUUGCCAUUCUUUUUUCAAGCUCUAUCUUACUCUCCAUCUGUCUUUCUGUUUUAGUUAAUGUACUUCUGGAUUUGGUCUGGAAAAGAUCUUUGUUUUUUAUUUAUUCUGCAUGAGUGAUUAGAUGAUUGCUUCCAACAAGAUUCUUUCCUAAAGCGUCAGAUUGUUUAUAAAGCUUGAUCUUGGAUUCGGUCUUUAGAGGAUUGUGUUGUCUAUAGACCAAAAUGGAACCACCGAAAAUGGCAAACGGUCACCAUGAACUCAUGAGCCCUGAAAAGACGGAGAACGGAUUUGAGGACUUGAAAAACAUGACAGAAGCUGAUACGUUUCUUCCCAGUAAUGGAAAGAUAGAGACGAAGUUUACAGAUUUUAAGGGAAAAACUUCUAUGGGUAUGUCUAUUUUCAACCUCAGUAAUGCCAUAAUGGGCAGUGGAAUUCUGGGACUGGCUUAUGCCAUGGCCAACACUGGCAUUAUCCUGUUUGUAAUUCUGUUGAUAAGUAUGGCUCUUCUUUCUGCUUACUCAAUACACCUGCUUCUUAAAAGCGCACAAGUGGUUGGGAUACGUGCAUAUGAACAACUUGGGUACCGUGCUUUUGGUUCACCUGGGAAAGUCGCAGCAGCAUGUGUAAUAACAUUGCAUAACAUUGGAGCAAUGUCCAGUUACCUCUUCAUUGUAAAAAUAGAGUUACCCAAUAUUAUUCUGGGUCUUACUGGGGUGACAGAAGCGUGGUAUGUUGAUGGCAGAUUCCUCAUUAUUAUUGUUAGCAUCUUUGUCAUUCUUCCACUGGCACUAAUGAAACGGCUCGGUUAUCUGGGUUACACCAGUGGCUUCUCCCUCAGCUGUAUGGUGUUUUUUCUCAUUGCUGUAAUCUACAAAAAGUUUGUAGAAAACUGUUCUGAUGAACACCAGAACACCAGCCUUAAUAUUACACUGCUCAACCAAACCAUUCAUUUAAACUCCACCUCUGACACGUGUGAAGCUAAACUCUUUACCCUGAACUCAGAGACUGCGUUUACCAUUCCUAUAAUAGCAUUUGCCUUUGUGUGCCACCCGGAGGUUUUGCCCAUCUACACAGAACUCAAAAAUCCAAACAAGAAGCGCAUGCAACGCGUUGCUAAUUUCUCCAUUUUGGCCAUGUUUGUCAUGUAUCUGCUGACUGCCAUCUUUGGCUAUCUCACCUUCUAUGGAAAUGUGAUGUCAGAACUUUUGGAGAUGUACAGCAAAACAGACAAACUGAUUCUCUGCGUUCGACUGGCUGUUCUGGUGGCAGUGACACUGACCGUCCCCGUCGUCCUGUUCCCGAUCCGCCGUGCUAUCCUUCAGCUCUUGUUUUCUGAUAAGCCCUUCAACUGGUUGCGUCACAUCCUCAUCGCCGUAUGUCUGCUCUUUGCUGUCAACUUGCUUGUCAUCUUCGUGCCCAACAUUCGUGACAUCUUCGGCUUCAUUGGUGCCACAUCAGCUCCCAGUCUCAUCUUUAUUUUGCCGGGAAUAUUCUACCUCCGCAUCGUUCCUGAAGAACAGGAGCCUUUGAAAUCGUGGCCAAAGAUUAAGGCCGCUGCGUUUGUGUUGAUGGGUUUUACCUUCAUGUUAAUGAGCAUCACCUUCAUCAUAGUGGAUUGGGUGACAGGAAAAAAGACCACAGGUGGCCACUGACAGACACAGUAGCGUAUAAAGACCACAUUUUAAUACCACCUGAACCCUCAAUACAUACAAUUUCAUUAAGCAUGACAAAUAUUUGUCUGUGGCACAGUAGAUGUUCACAUACUGUACCCACAACACAAAAGAUUGCUCUCCUAUGGAUUAAGGAUCGAAUUUGGUCUGCAUCAUAUCCUGAUUCAGUGCCUGUCUCUCUUCCAAAUCAUUCCUCUCUCUCAUUUCUGUCAAAAAACUGGACAGGACACAUCCCUUUAAGUCCUUUUUAAAAAAACAUCCACUUCCCUUGAAGGUAUUUAUUUAUAUUUAGGGCUUGGUAACAGUGCCCUAACAGCUGUUCAUUUGUGUGUUAAUCCUAUUACUGUUUGUUAGGGCCGUGUGCAUUUCCUUGUUACAAUGCAAUGCGGCAGUAGCACACAUGCUACUCAUGCAUGGACGCUGGUUUACGUUUGGACAGUGUUGUGAUGCGGACCCAUACUUUAGCUCACUCCCACGGCAAGAAUCUGUUACAUCUUUACUAAAACUUUUAAUAAAAUCCCAAAUACGUAAAAAAGGAAUUGAAAGCUGAUUCUGAGUGCUGUUGUAACAGGCACAUUUUUGAGAACUUCCAAAACUACACAACACUGAAUUACAGGCGUGAAUUCACAAACUGAGAAUUCAGUCAUCAUUGCCAAAGUUGCAAAAAUGUUUGUCUACCUCCCAGUAAAUUAUAAAGUGUCAGCCUGAUUUCUCUUGUGAAACUUGAUGAACUGUGCUAUUGGUGACUUCAUGGCUAUGUAUAUUAUGUUAUUUAAAUGAGAAGUUUGUACAGUUUAAUGAUGAAUUUCUGCAUCCUGUUUCAGGACAAUUUCAAUGAAAAAUAAUUACACUCUAAAAACAAAAAUGCGGCUAAAUAGUACUAAAAGCUUGUAAUCAUAAGGGAAAUCACCAAUGAUGUUGUGUUUACAUGUCCACAGGUUCCAGUUCAGUGCAUAAUAAAAACAUAUUUAUAUAAAAAAAAAAAUUAACUAUAACCAAUAGUUCCUCUAUGAUUACGAGUCAGUGAACCACUUUUAGUGCUAUUUAGCACCAUUUUUUUUGUGUGUAACAUAGAUCUAUGUAUGGUAGUUGGUACACUCAUCAAAAAUGACACUUACUAAAAGUUUAACAGUAUGCACCAGCAGUGUUUAACACAACUUUUAUGUAUUGUGGCAUCGCCAAAUGCCAACUUUUUUGUAGUUUUUCAUCAUUCAAAAAUAAACUUGCUGUUUAUAGGUUGAGAAUGUAAUGUCUGGACACAAUUCUCUAGUAUUCAAAAAAAUUGUUUAGCAUUUGUUGAUAUUGUGUGUCAUUUUGUAUGCUGAUUGGAAAUAUGUUUUUAACACCUUGAAAAUGUAGUAAACUUGUUACACACUUAAAAAUUAUAGGUGUUAUACAAUAGGUUCACUGUAAAAAAUGUCUGUAGAAAUUACAGUAUAACUGGGUAUUACAGUAACUUACUGUAGAUUUUACAUUUAUGUUAUUUACUGGCAACAGUUUGUUCAAAGUUAAAUGAACAUGAAACAUUUUCAGUCUUUAUCUUCUACAGUAAGUUACUGGCAACCAGUUGCAUAAUCACAGCAUUUUUUUGCAGUGUUUACAUGAUGAUGUUUUUUAUAUUAUUGACUUUAAAUUCUGCUUCAGGUUUUUUUUUUUGACCAAACAGUAAUAAAUUCUGGGUAGCACAUUGGGUAAAGGUCACUACAAAAUGGUCAUAGUAUAUACCAAUCUGUUUCUUCUCUUCAAUAUCUGAAAGUUUUUAUCUAGCCGGACUCAAUAAUGGUUCUUGUUGGACUUGUUUUGUAUAGCAAUUGAUGUACAUAUUGUGAUAUGGUAAGAAAAUUAAUUUCAUUGUACAAAUGUUGAACAAAGUUUGUUAUUUUAUGUAUUUACUGUAUUGUACAUUCUUUUCCUGCCACCACUUGAACCGAAUGCAAAGGAAAAAUGAAACCUACUGAAGUGAAACGUGUGGGCAGAUUUUAUAAUUCCCCUAAGAAAAAGUGCCUGAGGUUAAAAAAGAAGAAAAUUUCAAAAUUCGGUGUGGAUGUAUGUUCAGAAAUGUAUGUACAUUGUUCUUUGUUGAAAGAUUAAUAAAAGUUUUAAAAUGA